AAGAGAUUUGCCGAACCGAGGCUCAAAGCUGUUUGAUCCCUCUCGGUCGCUCCGGUCGACGCUGAGAACCUACAGCAAGAGGAUACCAUGGAUGUUGACCAAGACAACAUAGUCUAUUAAUAUUUCAGAGACGCUCGUACUGUAAAGUGAUAUCCAUAUUAGAACUAAGUUAAGGUGGUGGCGGUUGGCGGUUUCACACGGACAUUCCCUGUGCUUCUGCUCUCAAAGUCAAAGACAGGCAAACAGAAAUAACAGAAGCAUCACUGGAAGACAAAAGCAAUGGUCAGCUUUGGGAGGAUGAAGAGGGAGCCUCUGCACAACUCCCGGCCUCAGUAGGAGCCGGUUUCCGUGGCUGGACUGACCGCUUCUCCUCCCACACCCCGCCGCCAGGAUGACCGUGGUGUCCGGAGACAACAUGGACGAGACAUCCACCCUGCCGGGCCACCCGCAGGACCCCUACCCCCCCGACCACGACGAUCACGACUGCUGCGAGAGGGUGGUCAUCAACAUCUCCGGGCUCCGCUUCGAGACGCAGCUGAAGACCCUUGCCCAGUUCCCAGACACUCUCCUGGGCAACCCAAAGAAACGGAUGCGCUACUUCGACCCGCUCCGAAACGAAUACUUCUUUGACCGGAAUCGCCCGAGUUUUGAUGCGAUCUUGUAUUAUUACCAGUCUGGGGGCAGGCUGAGAAGACCGGUCAACGUGCCGUUGGAUAUGUUCUCAGAGGAGAUAAAGUUUUAUGAACUCGGGGCGGAAGCCAUGGAGAAAUUCCGGGAGGAUGAGGGGUUUAUUCGUGAGGAGGAGCGGCCCUUACCGGAGAAAGAGUUUCAGCGGCAGAUAUGGCUCCUCUUUGAGCACCCGGAGAGCUCCGGGCCCGCCAGGGGGAUCGCCAUAGUCUCAGUUAUGGUUAUUCUUAUUUCAAUAGUAAUAUUUUGUUUGGAGACAUUACCAGAGCUGAAAGAGGAUCCUGGUGACCGCUUGCAAACAGUGGGGAACACCACUGUGUAUUACAAACCAAAUAUUCUCACAGACCCCUUUUUUGUGGUGGAGACACUCUGUAUAAUCUGGUUUUCUUUUGAGUUGAUAGUUAGGUUUUUUGCUUGUCCCAGCAAGGCAGCAUUCUUUAAGAAUAUGAUGAACUCCAUUGAUAUUGUGGCUAUUAUUCCUUAUUUCAUCACGCUUGGAACAGAGCUGGCUGACGACAGUAACAACAAGGAGGGGAAGGGAGGAGGAGAACAGGCUACAUCUCUGGCUAUUCUCAGGGUUAUCCGUCUAGUGAGGGUGUUCCGGAUCUUCAAGCUGUCCCGACAUUCUAAAGGACUUCAGAUAUUGGGGCAAACUCUGAAGGCCAGCAUGCGGGAGCUGGGCUUGCUCAUUUUCUUCCUGUUCAUUGGUGUGAUUUUGUUCUCUAGUGCUGUAUAUUUUGCUGAGGCAGAGGAGAAGGAGUCUUUCUUCACCAGCAUCCCGGAUGCUUUCUGGUGGGCUGUAGUAUCCAUGACAACUGUGGGCUACGGGGACAUGUACCCCGUCACAAUUGGAGGCAAGAUUGUGGGCUCCCUGUGUGCCAUUGCUGGAGUGUUGACCAUCGCACUCCCAGUCCCUGUGAUUGUGUCCAACUUCAACUAUUUCUAUCACAGAGAGACGGAGGGAGAGGAGCAGGCCCAGCUGCUGAACGUCAGCAACCAGAACCUUGCUUCAGAUACCAAUUCUAGCCGCCGGAGCUCAUCUGUUGUCAGCAAGUCAGAAUACAUGGAGAUAGAUGAGGAUAUUAAUAACAGCAUUGAUAAUUUUAGGGAAGCGAAUCUUAGAACUGCCAACUGCACUGCCCCCAGCCAGAACUGUGUCAAUAAGGGGAAGCUGCUGACUGAUGUAUAAGGUCUAGGUAUCAGG
This is a messenger RNA of Myripristis murdjan (pinecone soldierfish), 1891 nucleotides long. It is a transcript of the gene kcna1b, whose product is annotated as potassium voltage-gated channel, shaker-related subfamily, member 1b. Gene Ontology annotation, biological process: action potential; potassium ion transmembrane transport; protein homooligomerization. NCBI's taxonomy places the organism in Eukaryota, Metazoa, Chordata, Actinopteri, Holocentriformes, Holocentridae. The record is from RefSeq and is a predicted model, not a curated record. The transcript is spliced from 2 exons. Bases 392 to 1876 code for a protein of 494 amino acids. Gene Ontology annotation, cellular component: neuronal cell body; membrane; dendrite. Gene Ontology annotation, molecular function: protein binding; delayed rectifier potassium channel activity.